AUGUCUGGUCGGCAAGGAGGCAAACUUAAACCUUUGAAGGCUGCGAAGAAAGAGAAAAAAGAGGCCGAUGAAGAUGAUCUUGCCUUCAAGGCCAAGCAGAAAGCCGAUGCCGAAGCUCUCAAGGCUGCACAGGCCAAAGCGGUCAAGGCUGGGCCAAUGGGUGGUGCUGGUAUCAAGAAGUGGGUCUGGCAAGAAGUAAGAAUGCAGGGAAUCGUAGUAGAGUUUUUGCCAUAUUGUACAUCACAAAGCAUUUGUCUCUUGCCUUCUUCACGCAUGUUGCCGGGUCUUCAACCGAACCCGAAUCCCCAGCAGCAGGGCCCUCCCCAACCUCAACUCCAACAAAACCAAAUACCUCCCCCUCCGUUUCAGAGCGGCCAGGACUGGAAUCUCUCAAGUGUUCUCCACUAUCUCCAAACUGAAUGGCGCAAGUAUGAACGCGACAGAAACGAGUGGGAAAUUGAGCGCGCUGAGAUGCGGGCUCGAAUUGCCCUCUUGGAAGGUGAACGUCGCUCGUUUGAGAAUGUCAAGCUCGACCUCAUGCGACGAAUAAAAAUGCUUGAAUAUGCGCUCCGUAUGGAACGUUCAAAGCAACUCACACAACCUCCAGCAACCUCUCAGCCGCCGCCAGCGAAAUUAGCUGCCAUCCAAGCACUUACCUCUCAAAAAGACGAGUCAAGUAGCCACAAAGAAGAUAGUAGUGGCAGCUCUCCUCGCAGCGAAGAUUCACCACUCCCAGAUGGGCGUGUCAAUGGUGUCGCUUCUGCUGUAGGGAGACCAAUGUCAUGGGGAGGCUCGAAUUGGCCUAAUGGACCGUUGGCUGGGACUGUAGCUGGAUUAGGGAAACCACCUCCAGGUCGCGACCCAAAAAGCCGAGCACGCAGUCGCGAUUACCUCAAACAAUGUCUUCAGGAAGUCUCGUAUCUUACUUCCCCCCAGGCCAUGAACCCGCUUCCGAACAGACCACUGCUCAAUAACGGCAAUAUGCCGCUCACUCUUCCCAAUGCGCCGUCGUUUGAACAGAUGGCUUUCAAUGGACGCCCCCGCAAGCAUUUACCCGACACUGGCAAAGAGUUUCCGAUGUUAAACGGAAAUAUGAACCUUAUGUCAGGUCCAUCCUCUGCCCCAGCUGCAGCUGGCCCACAAAUGCACAAUCUGGAAAGGAGUAACCCAAUCAAUCCUGGACUCUUACAGCUUCAACACAUGCAACAACCACCUCAACAAUCCUCACCCAACAUGUCUAUGAUGCAGCAAAACAUUGUGCCUUCACAAACGCCACCUCCUAAUUCGGACCGGGACAGAGACGGCGACGAACCCCGGCAACUCACGGCAAUUUUCCGGCCAGACGACGCUGGAGAAUGGAAAGAGAAGCUACGAUUGUCACACGAGGCGUCAGAGCAGGCUCGGUUUGCCCGAGAAAGUCAACAAGGUUGGGAUCGAAGAACUGAAGAUGACGACGGAAAAGAAGACGAAGGAGAACUCGAAGACGAUGAAACCAACGUCGUUACGGGCGAGGGCGAGGGCAGCAAAGUGUGGCGACCAAAGCGGACACUAAGAAACCAUUUGGACGCUGUUCGAGCCCUUGCUUUCCAUCCUCACGAGUUGUCGCUUGCAACUGGUGGAGAUGAUUGUACUGUUAAAAUUUGGCGGAUGGAUGUGGCUGGUGUCGCUUCCUCUGCAUCACGUCCAACAACGGAGAUUGAGCCUCAACUUACUCUCCGGGGCCAUUCAGCUGCUAUCACCCGGCUCAUCCAUGCUCCUUCCAAAGGACUGCUAUAUUCAGCCUCGCUUGACUCGUCAAUUCGUGUAUGGGCAUUGCCAGCGCCGUCACAUACAACUUACGCACCCUACGACGAGACUCGAGCCCGUGGUGAACUCAUUGGACACACCGAUGCUGUCUGGGAUCUAGCUCUCGUUCGUGACGAAAACACUCUGAUUAGCGGUGGCGCAGAGGGAGCCGUUAAGGUCUGGGAUGUCAGUGGUCUUUCUGGUGGCGGGUCACUGAAGCUCACAUGGGGAUGGGCUGGGCUGGAAACGUCUGAAGAUAUGCAUGACGAUUUGGAUGCUCCUGGUGCUACAGCGGUCGAGGCACUUAAAAGUGACCUUAAAAAGGUCGCUGUAGCUUAUCAGAACGCCGUCGUGAAGAUUUUCGACAUUGAGAAUGGCAAGGAGCUGACGCGGUUACCAACUGAUAUUAGUUAUGAUGGCACGCCAGCCACACAGAUCAACCGUAUUGUGUCGCACCCCACCAUGUCUCUGCUCGUCACUGCCCAUGAAGACAAGUACAUUCGGAUAUUCGACAUUGUCACAGGACAAUGCACGCAUUCAAUGUUGGCUCAUUUGGAUGGUGUUACCUCGCUUUCCAUUGACCCCGCUGGCUUCUCGUUGGUAUCCGGCAGCCAUGACUGCUCUGUCCGGUUCUGGGACUUGCUGGAUUCCCAUCAAUGCGUGCAAGAGGUUACCACACAUCGAGAAAAGGCGCGUGAAGGCGUGUUAGACACCGAGUUCCACCCUUCGCUUCCGUUCAUGGCUAGCGCUGGUGCCGAUGGUGUGGUGAAGCUAUAUGCUUCUUCGUAG
Molecule: messenger RNA, 2574 nt
Organism: Mycena indigotica
Lineage: Eukaryota; Fungi; Basidiomycota; Agaricomycetes; Agaricales; Mycenaceae
Product: Striatin-related protein
Exons: 13
Coding region: 1-2574 (857 amino acids)
Molecular function (GO): protein binding
Source: RefSeq, a predicted model, not a curated record